Messenger RNA from Octodon degus (degu), 1993 nucleotides. It is a transcript of the gene Tnfaip8l2, whose product is annotated as TNF alpha induced protein 8 like 2. The transcript is spliced from 2 exons. The coding region runs from base 99 to 653 and encodes 184 amino acids. Gene Ontology annotation, cellular component: cytoplasm. The record is from RefSeq and is a predicted model, not a curated record. NCBI's taxonomy places the organism in Eukaryota, Metazoa, Chordata, Mammalia, Rodentia, Octodontidae. Gene Ontology annotation, biological process: negative regulation of inflammatory response; negative regulation of T cell activation; regulation of apoptotic process.
CACUAGGAGCUUCUCCAUUCUGUCAGCUCUCCGGGAACAUCCACGCCAAGACUGACACCCGUCGUAGCAGUGAGUGACCACACCUACGCCCAGGCACCAUGGAGUCCUUCAGCUCAAAGAGCCUGGCACUGCAGGCAGAGAAGAAGCUACUGAGUAAGAUGGCAGGUCGCUCUGUGGCUCAUCUCUUCAUCGAUGAGACAAGCAGUGAGGUGCUAGAUGAGCUUUACCGUGUGUCCAAGGACUACACACACAGCCGGCCCCAGGCCCAGCGGGUCAUCAAGGACCUCGUCAAGGUGGCUGUGAAGGUGGCCGUGCUGCAUCGCAAUGGCUGCUUUGGCCCUGGGGAGCUGGCUCUGGCUACCCGUUUCCGCCAGAAGCUGCGGCAGGGUGCCAUGACGGCACUUAGCUUUGGGGAGGUAGACUUCACCUUUGAGGCCGCUGUGCUGGCUGGCCUACUCACUGAGUGCCGAGAUGUGCUGCUGGAGCUGGUGGGGCACCACCUCACCCCCAAGUCCCAUGGCCGUAUCCGCCACGUGUUCGAUCACUUCUCUGACCCAGGUCUGCUCACAGCUCUCUAUGGUCCUGACUUUACUCAGCACCUUGGGAAGAUCUGUGAUGGGCUCAGGAAGCUGCUGGAUGAGGGGAAGCUCUGAAAGCCUGGGACCCGGGGCUUUCUACCGUGGCUGACUGGAAAACAACACAACGGGGGCUUUCUAACCCUGCUCUAGGCACUAAUGCUUUUCAACCCUCAGGCUUCAUUCUUUCCCAAGGGAGCCUCACCUGAGACCACUGCACCCAAACUGCUGGAGAAGAAGAUGCAGCGGGGGGGCUUAUUCCCACUUGAGCCCCAGCACAGGAAACAGCUGCCUUCAAAAGGCGAAGUGAAACUUGGAUCUCUAUUUCUCCCAAAAGGGACAUCUGAAACAGGGAAGCCUUCUCCCCUACACACCAAAGGGGACAGAACCCACAUAAACCCUCUGGGGACACUAAAGACAGAAGAGGGGAUGGUGGCUCUUGGAGACAUCUUAGCCCUGCAGCUCUAGGUAGAACAUGGACAGAUACCAGAGGCUCUGUCUCAGGGUGCAGGAAGGAGGGCAAGGGCAAGGGAGAGCCUCAGAGGGAAAAUAAAACUACUGAAACAUGCACAGGGCUCAGUGUUUAAUCUCUCCAGCUUCUACAGCGUAGGGUCAUCACAGAGGAAAGGAGGUAUGGAGACACCACUUAUCUCACCUCUCACCACUUCCACACAGGAGACUGAGGCAUAUUUCCAGUACAUUGAGGUUCCCUUGCCUACUUCUCUGUUUGAGAAACAAAAAACAAACUGUGCUGCAGAUCAGUGCUACAGACUGCAAAUAAAUACACAGUGAAGAUCAAGGCAUAGACAGGCUCUGGUGGGGAGGAUAUGCAACUAAGAGCCUCCCAAGCCAACCUCCUCCUUGAGCCCCACAGGACUCUCCUUCCACCCUCAGCCCCACUGCAGGCAGAGCACAGGACAGGUUAGAAGGAUGAAUUGGUGGAAUGGAGAGGUCAAGUCCCUACUUUGUUGUUUUUCUCAGAGCAAGGGUUGUGAAAAAGUUACAGGGAACUUGUUAGUCAAGACUGAGCCCAAAUCCUUGACCUUGCCAUCCUGGGUGUGACACCAGAUCGCUGAUUCCCUGUCCUCAGUAGCGUGCUCAGAAAGGAGCUGGGAGAAGAUGAGGAACCAGCAGCCACUGGCUCAGUGUUCCAGGUUACGGAAAUCCCAUUUUUCAGCUGAGAGUGGGAAGGAGUUAGAUAUAGCAAAUAAAUAUUACUCAAUAUAGCACCAAAUAAAUUAGAUAACAUAGUUGGAGCUGGGAAGUUGAAGGGGAGUCUCUGCUUCCCUGCUCUAAGGGCAGAAUACAGUGAAAAAGAUAAGAAAGGCAGCAGGGAUGUAAAAAAGCCAUCUGAAUCUAAAGGAUAACUCCAGAUUCAGCUGACAACUGGAAAGGGGUCUGAUUCUCAUCUCCUACUU